AUGGCAUCAUCAUCAUCAUCAUCAUCAUCAAAAUAUUCGAUAUCUAAAAGUCAUCCAUCUAGUUUUAGUUAUGAUGUUUUUCUAAGUUUCCGAGGUGAAGAUACUCGCAAAACAUUCACUGACCAUCUCUAUAGAGGCUUGAGGCAAGCUGGAAUCCGCACAUUUCGGGAUGAUGAUGGGAUGGAGAGAGGGAAGUUGUUGAAACCGGAGCUAGAGAAAGCCAUCCACGAGUCUCAAGUUUCACUCAUUGUUUUCUCAAAAAACUAUGCAACCUCAAAAUGGUGUCUUGACGAGGUUUUGAUGAUCAUGGAAGAAUUUGAUCGGAGGUCUUCCGCUAAGCGUCAAGUAGUACCCGUGUUCUAUAACAUCGACCCGACUGAUGUUCGAAAUCAAACUGGUUGCUUUGAACAAGCAUUCAAGGGUUAUGAAGAUGAAGUAACAAGGGAAAAGGAUGCUCAAAGGAAGAUGAAGUUGUCGGAGAAGGUGAAAGCAUGGAGGGGUUCUCUUACAAAGGCCGGAUCCCUCACAGGAAUGGUACAUGGGGAAGAUGGGUAUGAGGCUGAAUUCAUAAGCGACAUCGUCAAUGACAUAAGAAAGAAGGUGGACUACAAUGCUCUUUAUAUUAAAGACAAACUCGUGGGAAUGAAGGAAAACGUUGCUGAGAUUGAAUCAUGGUUGCAAGACCCGUCACCUAAUUCCACAAUCCUUCUCAUUGAUGGAAUAGGAGGCAUAGGAAAAACGACCAUAGCCAAAUUAAUAUUUAACAUGAACUAUCGUGAGUUUGAUGGUUGUUGCUUUCUCAGGAAUAUUAGGAAGAUAUCAAAUCAACAGAAUGGACUACUUCGCUUACAACGUCAGCUUCUUUCAUCAAUUUUCAAGAGCCAACAGAAAGAGACUAUUUGGAAUGAGGAUGAGGGAACGACUAAGAUUAUUAAUGCAAUAAACAAGAAAAAAGUACUUCUUGUCCUUGAUGAUGUUUCCACACCAUCACAGUUAGAAUCGUUAUUAGGACCACAAACGUUUUAUUCUGGAAGUAAAGUGAUUAUAACAACGAGGCAGAAGUCGUUAGCAACUGCUUUCAUAAUUCCUCCUAAGAUCAAAACAAUCCAAAAUCUAUCCAAGAAUGACUCCUUCGAGCUCUUUAGUCUACACGCCUUUCCUCAAAAUCAGCCGUACGAUGGUCGAUUAGAACAAACAAGACAAGUAAUUCGUCACUGUGAGAAUCUUCCUUUAGCUCUUGAAGUGUUGGGUACAUAUCUACGUGGAAAAAACAAUUCUCAAUGGGAAGAAACCAUAUCCAAGUUAGACAAUUCUCCUCUUCAUGGGAUUCAAAAAGUUGUACAGCUGACCUAUGAUUCUUCUCUGGAAGAUAAUGAAAAAUUCGUGUUCCAACAAAUUGCUCGUUUUUUUGUGGGGAAGGAUGAAGAUUUCAUUGUCAAGGUAUUAAGUGAAUGCAAGCAAUACCCUACUACUAAAAUCAAUAAAGGGGAUUUGUUAAGUGCUGAUGUGAGGUGUGGCAAUCUAUUGCAUUCAGGAAAUAAAUCUUUAGAUGUAGAUGGAGUUUGUAGAAAAGUAAAGACAUAUUGGGCGAACCUUAUUAGUGAAGAUGAUGUGUCUGAUUACUUCGAAGACGAAGUUGAUGAUAUAACAAGACUGAAGGAUAAAGUGUCUGAUUACUUCGAAGACGAAGUUGAUGAUAUUAAAAGAUUGAAGGAUAAAGUGUCUGAUUACUUCGAAGACGAAGUUGAUGAUAUAACAAGACUGAAGGAUAAAGUGUCUGAUUACUUCGAAGACGAAGUUGAUGAUAUAAGAGGACUGAAGGAUAAAGUGUCUGCUUACUUCGAAGACGAAGUUGAUGAUAUAACAAGACUGAAGGAUAAAGUGUCUGCUUACUUCGAGGACGAAGUUGAUGAUAUAACAAGACUAAAGGAUAAAGUGUCUUCUUGCUUCGAAGACGAAGUUGAUGAUAUAAGAAGAUUGAGGGAUAAAGCAUCUGAUUACUUCGCAGGCGAUGGUAAAUUCUGGAAGAUGUUCUGA
Erigeron canadensis is the source of this 2037-nucleotide messenger RNA. Its product is annotated as disease resistance protein RUN1-like. The transcript is spliced from 2 exons. Gene Ontology annotation, molecular function: ADP binding. The record is from RefSeq and is a predicted model, not a curated record. The coding region runs from base 1 to 2037 and encodes 678 amino acids. Lineage: Eukaryota; Viridiplantae; Streptophyta; Magnoliopsida; Asterales; Asteraceae. Gene Ontology annotation, biological process: signal transduction; defense response.